AUGUGUGCAGUUAACGUCUGGAAGCCAGAAGAUAAUAUUCCUGCAGAAAUUCUAGCAAUUCUUUCGAAACCUCACCCCAAUUAUCAGUUAGCGUUUUUAAAUAUCAUACAACUUUUGAAAACGCAAAGAAGAACUGGUUGGGUUGACCACGGUAUUGAUCCAUGUGAAAGUAUAUCUGACCAUAUGUACCGAAUGGGGUUGACCACCAUGCUGAUUACGGACAAGAAUAUAGAUCGUAAUAAAUGUAUUAGAAUUGCCCUUGUUCAUGAUUUUGCGGAGUCAUUAGUUGGUGAUAUUACGCCAAAUGACCCAAUGACCAAGGAGGAAAAGCACCGCAGAGAAUUCGAAACUGUCAAGUAUCUUUGUGAAACCAUAAUUAAACCCUGCAGUGAAAGUACAUCUAGGGAAAUCCUUGAUGAUUGGUUAGCAUACGAAAAACAGACUUGUUUGGAAGGAAGAUAUGUCAAAGAUAUCGAUAAGUACGAAAUGCUGGUCCAAUGUUUUGAGUAUGAACAAAAGUAUAAUGGCAAGAAGGAUCUGGAACAAUUUUGGAGUGCCAUCAAUGAUAUAAAAACAGAUGAAGUUAAAAAAUGGACUCAACGUUUACUAGAAGAUCGAAAGGCCUUUUUCGACAAUUUGAAGGAGUAG
Molecule: messenger RNA, 648 nt
Organism: Saccharomyces paradoxus
Lineage: Eukaryota; Fungi; Ascomycota; Saccharomycetes; Saccharomycetales; Saccharomycetaceae
Gene: YGK1
Product: 5'-deoxynucleotidase
Exons: 1
Coding region: 1-648 (215 amino acids)
Cellular component (GO): cytoplasm
Molecular function (GO): 5'-deoxynucleotidase activity
Source: RefSeq, a predicted model, not a curated record